Molecule: messenger RNA, 2367 nt
Organism: Microsporum canis CBS 113480
Lineage: Eukaryota; Fungi; Ascomycota; Eurotiomycetes; Onygenales; Arthrodermataceae
Product: DUF1604 domain-containing protein
Exons: 6
Coding region: 1-2367 (788 amino acids)
Biological process (GO): mRNA processing
Cellular component (GO): nucleus
Molecular function (GO): RNA binding
Source: RefSeq, a predicted model, not a curated record
AUGCUCGAUUUAUUAACUGAUGAUAAUAAGAAACGAUUCAAGUCUUUGUCUUUCCUUAACGUGACGGCGGCACAUGAAGAGAUCUUGCGACUGGCGACGGCGAGGUGGUAUUCUACGGUUCAAGAAGAGACUCGACGGGGUGAGCGAGUGAGAGAGACGCAGGUGACGAGCCAUGCUCGACUGCUAGACAGGGCAUAUUCAAUCGAGCAUAAAGCCGGUAUCAGCCACGACAGUAUCACUCUGAUGGCGUACAAGCGGUCCCGCGCCGCAUAUGAAGACGAUCACCCCGGAUCUCCCUUCGUCUUCUACGGCACCCCGUUGCCCCCAGACGACCCUGAUGCGCGAGACGACGGUUCCUACGUGCCGCUGUGGAAGCAGGAAGUAAGGGACGAGAGGGGCCGGAAGCGUCUGCACGGCGCUUUCACCGGUGGGUUCAGCGCUGGGUAUUUCAACACGGUUGGGUCCAAGGAGGGAUGGACGCCGUCGACGUUCGUCUCGUCUCGCAAGAACCGGGCCAAGGACAGCAAGGACAAGCAGCAGCAGCAGCGGCCAGAGGACUUUAUGGACGAGGAGGACCUGAGGGAGGCAGAGGAGGCGAGGGUGCUUCAGACUUCUACCCAGUUCGAUGGCAUUGGGUCUACGGCUACGGAUGCGAUCAGGGAUACAGGACUGGUCGAUCUGUUCGGUUCUACAGGGGAUACGGUUGGCGUCCGACUGCUGAAGCGGAUGGGGUGGAAGGAAGGGCAGGGGAUCGGGCCCAAAGUGAGAAGGAGGGCUAAGCUGGACGACCAGGAUGGUGGAGAUGAUGAUAACGGUCAAACAUAUCUCUUUGCGCCAGAGAAUACGGCCUUGAUAUCGUUUGUGGACAAGCAUGACCGCAAGGGUGUCGGCUACGAGGGGGAGCAGAGGCUGGACAGCAAGCCUGAACGCAAUAAUAUGGCUCUAUCUAAACCGUCUAUACAUGAGAAGAAGAUGCCCAAGCGGCGGCUAGGCGGGUUUGGCGUUGGAGUGCUGAAUGAUACCGGGUCGGACGACGAGGACCCCUACGAGAUCGGACCCAGCAUCUCCUACAGCAGAGUCAUCGAACCGUCAAAGAAGAGCUCCAAGGCCAAACGGGCGGACACGUCCAGGCCGGCAAUCCGGUCGUCGAACCCGCUACUGGACAGCAAGCCCGUCUUCAUCUCAAAGAAAGCUGCCGCCGGAAAGGAGAAGCCAAGCAGCUUCAGGAGGUGUCAUGACGGACGACUGCCGCUGGACGGGUUCAUCCUCAGCGUUCAGGCCGAUCUCACUCCCCAGAACAAACGGUACGAUCCCCCCAAGGUGCCGGAGGGCUGGGUGCCUGCAAAGACAGCUUCCUCCAACCCAGCAGCCAAGCAGAUCUCGCUGGCCGAGGCUGCAAAGGCGUCGACGCUCGACCCCAAGGCCAGAGCUGCACUUCUGGGCGAGACUCAGCUGCCGGGCAAGUCAGUAUUCGACUACAUGACACCCGAAGCCCGUGAGAGGAUCGCCCUCGCGACCGGACGGACCGACCUUCCACCCGCGCUGGGCGAAAAGGCGCCCAAGGGGUUCGAGGCAUCAGACAGCCAGAAACGAAAGGAUAUCUGGGACCUGAUCCCUCCGCUGGACAAGGAGGCUGCCCUGCAGGCCCUCAGCCGAGGAGCCAGCGGCUGGAUGCCGUACGCAGAAGACGAGGGCAAACGCAGCCGCUACAGGUCGUUCCUCGAGGUUCGAGCCGGCAUCGUGACCGAUCGACUGCCAGACCGUCUCCCAGGCUCUUCGACAGACGAAUGGAUCACCGAACUGCGCGAGUUCGCCCGCGCUGCCGAAGUAUUCAAGCCCAUAUCCGGCCUGAUGGCCUCUCGUUUCACCUCCUCCACCACCACCACGGCCGGCAGCAGCAGCAGCAACUCUACCAACCCUCUGUUAACAAGGCCCGAAGCCAAACCGGAGGACCCAACAGAGUCAGCUGCUAAGCUUGGGAUGUACGGCCCCAUGACCCGUCUCCAUCGACCGUUUGUGCCGGUCAGGCUGCUCUGCAAACGGUUCAACGUUCGGGUUCCUGCCAGCGCCAGACAGGACGGCUCUUCUUCCGCCGGUGGAGCAGGCCUGUUAGCUGAUCUUGCAGGCCUCGAGAACCCUGCAGAGCCGCCACCAGAGCUUGUUUCCAAAGAAACGAUGCAUCAACUGAUGAUGGAAUCAGGGCGGAAGAUACACCCGCCCGGCUCGACCGUGCCGGCUGGGGAGCCGGAGACGCAGGCCGUGGAGCCGGCGGCGGUCAACCCAGAUCGCAACGAGGCACUCGAAGGCGAGAGGCCCGGCGAGGCGGUGUUCAGAGCCAUCUUUGGCAGCGAUGACGAGGACGAGUGA